AUGAUCCUGACCAGUUUGGCAACUCUGAAAAGACUGAGAAAAUCUGCCAAUGCUAACGAUUUAGAAACAGUGCAGCAACUCUUAGAAGAUGGGGUUGACCCCUGUGCUGCAGAUGACAAAGGCCGUACAGCCCUGCACUUUGCCUCCUGCAAUGGCAAUGAUCGCAUCGUGCAGUUGCUUUUGGAUCAUGGGGCAGACCCAAACCAGAGAGAUGGACUGGGGAACACUGCAUUGCACUUGGCUGCCUGCACAAACCAUGUUCCCGUCAUCACCCUGCUGCUGCGUGGAGGAGCCAGAGUUGAUGCCCUGGAUCGAGCUGGGCGGACCCCGCUGCACCUCGCCAAGUCCAAGCUGAACAUCCUGCAAGAAGGGCUCUCUCAGAGCCUGGAGGCCGUGCGCCUUGAAGUGAAGCAGAUUAUCCAGAUGUUGCGGGAAUACCUAGAGCACCUUGGGCAGCAUGAGCAGCGGGAGCAGCUGGAUGAUCUUUGCUCCAGGUUACAGAUGACCAGUACUAAGGAGCAGGUGGAUGAGGUCACUGACCUCCUGGCCAACUUCACCUCACUCAGUCUACAGAUGCAGAAGAUGGAGAAGAGGUAAUGGGCUUUCAGAUCGUUCCCCUGGUCAACAGGAGAUGACCUGGGGAUGGGCAGCUGGAGCUCAUUGCCAAGAUUAUGGACAUUGCUGCCGGAUACCUUGCUCCUGCUGGAUCCUUCCCCGGUGUAGCACUCAACUCUCAGACUAUCCCCUCCAGUGCUGCCAACAUCACCACCUCCUGAGGUUCCUAGAAGGACAGUUGAAUGCUGGAGCUCCUGACUUUUGGAGCAAUGGGCCCCUCUUUCCUAUCAUCCUGUUCUUGAUCAGAUGAUUUAAUGAACAUGCUGGUUUGCGUGGCAUGUCCCUCUUUUGUGCAUUCUGCCUUCCUCACAGCAUCCCAAGCUCAGAGUGGUUGGCACUCAGAGUGCCCCUGGUCACCAGCCACACCAAGGUGCAUUCAGGCAGUUCCAUCUUUCAGAUGUGCCUUUGCGCACAGAUCUGACUUUACUAGGCACCAUGGGACAUAAUUACCAUAAUUAGUUGCAUAAGAUGAGUAGGUUUGUUCAUACGUUGGGAGACUAUGACUUCCUGUACUCACCAGAAAUGAAGAUGGAAAUUCAGCAGAGUUCACUGAGCAUUUGGUUGGAAUAGGUGGAAUCAGGAAAAAAAAAUCAUCUGGGGUCUUCAUCUUCAACUCCCACAGGUGUCUAUCAAAAAAGGAGUUUUUCGAUGUGAGACAGGGAUAUAAAGCUAUCCGCCGCUAGAUUGCGGCUUCCUGUCUGAUCCCUGCUCAAAUUACUGAAAAUUUCUGACCAGAGAUCACACCAAUGGGUUUGUUAAAAAAAAAAUUACCACCAGAUUAUUACUGUCCAGUUUACAGAGUUUGGGGAGGAGAGGUCAAGAAGAACACUCCUAGUUCAGUUCUAGGCGGAAAAUAUUUAUACCCUACAAAACAGCACCAUGGCUGGCUUCAGGCUUCCCUUUUAUCAGCAGUCUGAGCCAGGAGGAGAUCAGGCCUUGAUUUGAGCCAUUAGCAUAACGCACCUUUCCACCUCAAACAGCUGACGAGUAUCUGAGACCUAAGCCAGAUUGCUAAGACAAGGACAAAUGUACGUUGUUGCUGCCCAUGUUGUUUCUCUAAGCCUUGGACUAAAUUAGAUGCUAGUGUGAAGGUCUACCAAACAGACACAUUUCAUCAGGGCUCAGUUCAUUUGAGGGGAAGGGAUCUUAACUGAGUUUAAUGUGCUGGAUGAACUGUGAUGCCCACAAAAGGCCCAAAAUGGGGAGCAUGAAAAGGACGCAGGGAGUAGCCACAGGAUAGCAUGUUCUUUGACACUUGUUGGGGUGUGGUCAUUUAUAAGAGCUGCAUGGAUUCUGUGCAGCUAGUUCUUUCCCUGAAUCAUGAACAUUCCAAGAUGUGGUUUAGAUCUGGAGGACAACAGGAUCAGAUCCUAUUUAGUAACAGGUGCUUCUCAGUCUGAGAUGAGAUUAACUAGAUGUGUAUAUCCAAAGCGUGGCUUUCGUCCCGACACAUGAAACUUAGAGCAGUCUGUAUGCCCCUGCUGGGGAGGGAAGUUUGGGAUUGACUGUGUUCUGAUUUUGCUGGAGCUGUCACUGUGAAUGUUAAAACAUUGUUCCCACAUGCUGGCUAGAAGAGACACACAGGGGGUGGACGACAAACUGAACUCUUACAUUUUACAUUCAAUAAAAAACUGUCAGCUU
Pelodiscus sinensis (Chinese soft-shelled turtle) is the source of this 2256-nucleotide messenger RNA. The record is from RefSeq and is a predicted model, not a curated record. Lineage: Eukaryota; Metazoa; Chordata; Testudines; Trionychidae.